AGUGACGAUUUAAGAUGGAAGAUUUCUUUGAUGUGUUGAUGAAGAAAAUCAAAGAGGACGAUUUCUACACUCUGAUAGGAUGUGACGAGCUGGCAACUGCAGAGCAAAUUAAAACUGAGUUUCGACAAAAGGUGAAGCUACUUCAUCCAGACAAGAACCCUGGCGAUGAAAACACAGCGAAGUUGUUCCAAAGAUUGCAAAAUGCCCGUAAUAUUCUGUGCGACGAGGAAAGCAGGAAAAAGUAUGACUUUUGGCGCAAAUCAGGAAUAGCUGUACCUUAUGAUCAAUGGAUAGAGCUGAGUGGAGCAGCACAUUCAUCAUUACACUGGGCUGCCAAACCAAGAAAAGAACUCAUGCUUGACUACGGAAAAGUUGAAGAAAAUCCUCUUGAUGAAUUCUUUGAUGGGAACCUUAAGGCAAAACAUUUAGUGUCACCUAGUGAUGACAUUUUCAAAGUCACAAAGUUGCACAAGAGACAUGGAUGGGGUUCCAAGCAAGGGAGACACAUCAGCAAGUUUAGAAGAUAUGAGAUAUAGGACAAAUUCGCUCUCAAUAAUGUAAGUAGUUUGGACAAUCAGUACACCUGAUCAUAGAGGAAACUAGAAAGGGCUUGGUAUGAAUCAAUAGUUUGUGAAAUUCUGCAACACUGAGUAUGGGUUGGAUAAAAAAUUUUUGGCAGGAAACAUGAGAUUGUCAAUUCAUGGCUUUUUGUUCUAUCAGAAUUGUUUGAAAAUUUCAAGGUGGAUCAGGUUCCUCUACUGCAGAACUUUAAAAAUUAUUUAGUAAGCUAAAUAGAAUAUCAUAGUACAGAAAGAGCCAUCUUACACUUUCUCUUCUUAAGUGGAACAUGAAAGUGAAUCUUGUCAAUGACUGAUUG
Pocillopora verrucosa is the source of this 877-nucleotide messenger RNA. Its product is annotated as dnaJ homolog subfamily C member 12-like. NCBI's taxonomy places the organism in Eukaryota, Metazoa, Cnidaria, Anthozoa, Scleractinia, Pocilloporidae. Gene Ontology annotation, cellular component: cytoplasm. The record is from RefSeq and is a predicted model, not a curated record.